This is a messenger RNA of Myripristis murdjan (pinecone soldierfish), 2059 nucleotides long. RefSeq names its product solute carrier family 5 member 10 (gene slc5a10). The record is from RefSeq and is a predicted model, not a curated record. Gene Ontology annotation, molecular function: D-glucose:sodium symporter activity. Gene Ontology annotation, biological process: transmembrane transport. Gene Ontology annotation, cellular component: plasma membrane. Lineage: Eukaryota; Metazoa; Chordata; Actinopteri; Holocentriformes; Holocentridae. The coding region runs from base 16 to 1656 and encodes 546 amino acids. The transcript is spliced from 14 exons.
UUGGCUGGACGAGACAUGGCCUGGUGGCCGAUUGGAGCCUCUCUGUUUGCCAGUUCAGAGGGCUCAGGUCUGUUCAUUGGUUUGGCUGGGACCGGAGCUGCUGGGGGCAUUGCUGUAGCAGGUUUUGAAUGGAAUGCCACCUACGUGUUACUGGCUCUGGCUUGGGUGUUUGUCCCCGUCUACGUAUCUUCAGGGAUUGUAACAAUGCCAGAGUACCUGGGCCGUCGGUUUGGGGGGGAAAGGAUUCGUACCUACCUGGCUGUCCUGUCACUGCUGCUGUCUGUCUUCACCAAGAUAUCAACUGACCUGUACUCAGGAGCGCUGUUUGUUCAGGUGUGUAUGGGAUGGAACCUCUAUCUGUCCACCGUCCUCAUGCUGGUAGUCACUGCUCUCUACACUAUAGCAGGUGGCCUUGCUGCUGUCAUCUACACCGACACUCUACAAACUUUCAUCAUGCUCAUAGGAGCAAUCAUCCUCACUAUUACUGCCUUUAACAAGAUUGGUGGAUAUGAUAACCUGGAGCGUGUGUACAGUAUGGCGGUGCCCAGUAAGAUCAUCGCCAAUAGUACCUGCCACCUGCCACGCCAGGACGCCAUGCAUCUGUUCAGAGAUGCCACCACUGGAGAUCUGCCCUGGCCUGGCAUGACCCUGGGACUCACCAUACUGGCAACCUGGUACUGGUGCACAGACCAGGUGAUUGUCCAACGGUCCCUGUCCGCUAAGAACAUGAGCCAUGUGAAAGGAGCUUCGAUUCUGGCUGCCUAUCUAAAGAUGCUGCCUUUCAUCUUCAUCAUCCUCCCUGGCAUGAUCAGCCGAGCCCUCUAUCCAGACUCUGUAGGGUGUGUAGAUCCCGAGGAGUGUGUGCGUGUAUGUGGAGCCGAGGUGGGAUGUUCCAACAUCGCCUUUCCCAAACUGGUCAUAGAACUCAUGCCAAGUGGCCUACGGGGGCUUAUGAUAGCGGUGAUGAUGGCAGCUCUGAUGUCUUCGCUGACCUCCAUCUUCAACAGCAGCUCCACACUGUUCACCAUGGACAUCUGGAAGAAGCACCGCCCUCGUGCCUCUGAAAGAGAACUGCUUCUGGUCGGCAGGAUUGUGACAGUGAUCUUGGUGGUGGUGAGCGUGGUGUGGAUCCCCAUCCUGCAGUCGGCCAACAGCGGCCAGCUCUAUGUUUACAUCCAGUCAGUGACCAGCUACCUUGCUCCUCCUGUCACCGCUGUCUUCACACUGGCUGUCUUCUGGAAGAGGACCAACGAGCAGGGAGCGUUCUGGGGUCUGAUGGUGGGGCUGGUGGUGGGUGUGUGUAGGAUGGUGCUGGAGUUCGCCUUCCCCCCUCCCAGAUGUGGCGUUGUGGACUUGGCCCCGGCUGUGCUGCGGAGCGUCCACUACCUCCACUUCGCCAUUUUGCUCUGUGGCCUCACUGCCGUCGUGGUUGCGACAGUUUCACUUCUCACACCGCCACCCAGUCACGAACAGGUGUGCAACCUGACAUGGUGGACUCUGACUGAGGAGACACAACGAGAAAUCCCUCUGCAGAAAGAGGCUCCAUCUUCCAGGGCUCCCAGUGUUAGAGAGAGUGUGUUCUGGUCCAGGUUCUGCUGUGUCAAUGCUCUCUUACUGGUCAGCAUCAACAUUUUUCUCUAUGCAUACUUCGCAUGAGUGGGCGGUCAGAUUUUACAUUCUACCAUACCCAGUCCUCUUAACUCUGUCCAGACUUUGUAUUAACCCAGAAACUUUGCUUGCCCGAUUUAUCCAGAUCUGAGAGGGGGGAUGGUGGGGAAACAAACUGUAGUUUUCUUUUAGAGUGAAGGUGAAUCGUGUAGCAGCAACAGGUAUGCAUUUUAUCAGUUGAAGCUUGUAGAUGCUCUUUCAGCUGAUGUAGAUUCUUCACACACACACACACACACACACACACACACACACACACACACGCACACACAAACACACACACAAAUGAAGUUCAGGAGUCACUUACUUUAAGGGCUUACCUUUGAUUCCCAGGUAAAGUGCGCUGUGCCGUCUUGUUUUGUUCAGCUGAAAACUAUCUUCAUCUGUUUUUAUC